This is a messenger RNA of Saccharomycodes ludwigii, 3222 nucleotides long. It is a transcript of the gene CNM67, whose product is annotated as Cnm67p. The record is from RefSeq and is a predicted model, not a curated record. The coding region runs from base 1 to 3222 and encodes 1073 amino acids. Lineage: Eukaryota; Fungi; Ascomycota; Saccharomycetes; Saccharomycodales; Saccharomycodaceae. The transcript has a single exon.
AUGGACAUUGAAGAGUUACAUCGACUAAAUACAUGUAGUUCGGAGAUUUCCUCUUCCUCCUCUUCUACUAUUACUACAACUAAUGAAACUAUUAGUAUGGAAAGUAUUAGUACCGAUAGUAAUAAUGAACAUAACGAAAAUAAUCUUUUUCAAAGUUGUUCUAUCUACUUGAAUAAAAUUUUUUCUGGGAAAGCAAACCAAAUGACACUGGAGCCAACAAUUGAACCCCUGAGACUUGUGGACAAGAAGUUAAAUCGGGAUUUUAAAAACGAAACUUUUGAUUUGGACAUGGAUAUGGAAAAUGAAAAUGUCAGUGUAAACACCAUUAAAAAUAAUAGCAAGUAUUCGGGUGAUGAAACCCCCAGCAAUUACCAAUCUAUUUCUAAAACUUCACGUAAUAGUAUUACGGCACCCGCUUCCGUCACUACUAUCCGCAAUAAUCAUAAUGGUAAUGUUUUACAAGAUUCUACUAAUAUUUUUAAUAAUAAUAAUAAUAUUUCUUCAAAACAAUCAUCUAUUAGUAAUCCAAAACCUCGCAGGGUCGUAAGUACUAAACUAAUCAACAUCCCAAAAGAUCCAAUAGAACCAUUAGUUAACAAAAGCCAAAUUGUAAAUGAUCAUAUAAUGACAUGUGAAACAGGGAAAAAAGAUAAAAAGAAAAAGGGGGGAAUGUUGUCUGAUAAAGAAAAACGAAAGGAUAAUAACAAAGGAAAUAAUAUUGACUCUAUUACUUGUUAUAAUGAGAAUAGUGAUAGAGUUGGAAUGGUUGAUUUUCCAGGAUCUUUUUCUUCAAUUUCCAACAAUAUUUACCCCUCUGAAUCCAAAAAUGAAAUACAAAAAAUUCAGGAGAAAAAAAAUAUUGUUUUGGGUAAUGAACUUGUAGGCGCGGAUGAACAUAAAAAAGCUGAAGAGUUGGUUGGCGUAUCUGAACAUAGUACUGACCAAGAUGAAAGCAAACAUAAGUACAAAAAUAAAGAUAAAAAUGAAGACAAAAAUAAAAAUAAAAACAGUAGUGGUACUGUUAUACUAACUGUUCAAACCAAAGAUAACGAUACUGUCAGCAUAAGUCGACCAGAAACCCCUACACCUUCAUCAGUCAAAAAGUUGACCAAAGUGGCUCCGUAUAAAGAAUACUGUGAAAAUUAUGAUGAUAAAAAUAAUAACUGUAAUAAUAUUAUGUCAGAAUCUACUCCUUUAAACAAACUGCAGCAACAGCAACAUUUAAAAUUUAACAGUGGCCUAAUCGGUAACACAAUUGGGGAAGUUAUCCUUGAUGUCCAGUCCCUAAAAGCAAAUUUGAACAAAUCACAACAUGAUUACAUAAAAAAAAUUAAAGGCCUAGAAGAACUUAUCGAAGAUAAAAAGCGAAGUGAAAUUCAAAAAUUGAACGAAAUGAAUACUAAAAAUAAAUGUUUAGAAAAAAAAAUUGAAUCCCAAGAAAGCAUUUUCAAUGAUAUAUUCAAAAUUUUGCAAAUACAAAAUGAUCCUAAUCCCUCCAGUUCCGUCGUAAACGUUAUAAAAAAGAAUUUACUUGAUCUUACGCAGAAAGACAAAAAAGUUGAAGAAUUAGAUGGCACACUCAGUAAACUAAAAAUCAAAUGCGAAGAAAUAGAAAAGGAAAAAAAUACAUCCAUUGACAAACUAAAGGAAAAAGAAAGGGAAGAACGUUUUAAACAUGAAGAAAUAAUUCAUGGUCUAAAGCAACAAAUAGAGAGCUUGACUAAUGAACUCGAAGAAAGCAGAGGGAAAAAUAAAGAGAUGGAGGACACAGAAAUGAAAAAUAAGGAAAAAAAUGAGAAAGAAAAGGAAAUGAAAGAGACGGAAAUUAAAAAAUUAAAUGAUACCAUAACCGCAAAUGCUGAAGAAAUCGAAAUGUUAAACACUGCUUUAGUAGAUUUACAAGAUAAACAAUUGAAAUCAGGUAAACUUUUAGACGAGGCUACCUUUAAAUUUGAGGACAUUUCUAAAAAACUUUCUUGUUUUUUUCUAUUUAAAAUACCACUUGGUGAUUUAAUAGAAAAAAAAAUUUGCCAGCCGCAACUAGAAGAAUUCAAUAUAGAAACAGUUUUAUAUGAAAAGUAUAGCAUUAAACGAUUCUACACAAAAGAAGAUAUGGAAAUGUUAAACAAGGUCGUUGAAACUAAAGCAAACAUUCAAAAACAAAUUGCACAUUUGGAGCAGGAGAAUGCACUAAAAACAAAAGAGAUCCAGAAACAAAUUGAAGAAAAUGUGACCAAAACAGAAGAAAUGAAGCAAUACAUUGAAGAAAAUAAGCUUAUGACAAAGGAAGUCAAAAGAUACAGUGAAGAAAAUAAAAAAUUAAAAGAUGAACAAAUUUUGUUGUUAAAAACAUUGAAAGAAAAUGUUAAAGAUUUACCAGAUAGUCUAGAAAAAAAAUUGAAAUCACCUAUUGAGUAUCUAACCAAAUCACAAACCAAAAAUAUGCAAACGUACACCACAAACAUCAAAGACUUCAAAAAAGCUUUGAAUAAUUGCUCUAACAAAGAAGAAAUAAGUAAGUUAGAUUCUCAGCUUUCUGAGUUGAAUAAAUUAAGCUCAACAAUUACGAUAUCUGUACAAGAGAUCAAGUCCAACUUAAAAGACAAAGAAAUAUUAGAAAAGCAAAUCGCAGAAUUAAAAACCGAUCUUGCAUCCAAAAAUCAACUUAACGAAGAAUUUGACAGUAAGCUAGCUAAUCUGAACAAAGAGUUGAGUAUUAAGCAAGCUAAUAUUGUUGACUUACAACAAAAGCUUUUUUCUCUUCAACAAAGUCACAGUGCUUUGGAAGAAAAUUUAAAAUUGCUUCAAGGUGAUAGUCGAAAAGCAAUUAAUCUAAAAUCUGUUUUGGUGUCUUCCAUGGGUAUUGAUAAAGAGCACUAUGAACAUUUGAAGGUGGAUGCAGUUAAUGAUUUGGAUAUCGUUGAGUUACAGAAUCUGUUGAAAAAUGUAAUUUUAACCAUGAAUAUACCUUACGAUUAUCUACAUCAAAAAUUGGUUUUAACUUCGAUAUAUGUUCGUUUGGAACGAGGUUAUUUGGUGAAAUUUGCUCACAAAUUGCAUUAUCUAUUGUAUAAUGAUAAAAUUCACAUUAAAGAGUUUGAAAAAAUGGCACUAGGAGAAUAUAAUGUUGUUAAAAAUAUCGAUAAAGUCAACCAUCCUUUAAAACAAUGCUUAGAUAGGUUAUUAGUUGAUAUUAUAGAAAGAUUUCGAAAAAAUAUAUAG